CCGGGAAGGGCACCCCUACAUUUCAUUUAAGCAUAUCUCUUUUAGAUUUAUUUCCUUUAAUACAUUUCCUUUUUUUCAUCACACCAGAGUUCAUUGCUUUUCUACCGUCGACAAUGAAGUACGUUCUCGUCUCUGGAGGUGUCAUCAGUGGCAUCGGGAAGGGCGUAAUAGCCUCUUCCACGGGUUUGCUGCUGAAGACGAUCGGGUUAAAGGUUUCUUCGAUCAAGGUCGAUCCCUACAUGAAUGUCGAUGCAGGAACAAUGGCACCUACUGAACACGGCGAGGUGUUCGUCCUUGACGAUGGUGGAGAGGUCGAUCUUGACCUGGGGAAUUACGAGCGAUAUCUCAGUAUCAAGCUCACCAGGGAUAACAACAUCACCACGGGCAAGAUCUACAAGCAUGUCAUCGAGAAGGAACGUCGUGGUGACUAUCUUGGCCGUACUGUGCAGAUUGUCCCUCACUUGACGGAUGCUAUCCAGGAUUGGAUUGAGCGCGUGGCCAAGAUCCCGGUCGAUGAUACAAACGAAGAGCCGGAUGUGUGCAUCAUCGAGCUUGGUGGAACGGUGGGAGAUAUCGAGAGCGCUCCCUUUAUCGAGGCCAUGCGCCAGCUGCGUCGCCGCGCGGGGAAGGACAAUUUCCUUCAGAUCCACGUGUCCUUGGUGCCUGUUAUUCAUGGCGAGCUGAAGACCAAGCCUACCCAGCAGGCAAUCCGUGAAGUGCGCUCUGCUGGGUUGAGUCCUGACCUGAUCGCAUGCCGCUGCGAGAAGACCUUGGACAAGGCUACGACGGACAAGAUUGCCAUGUUCUGUCAGGUUGAGCCGGAACAGGUUGUUGGUGUCCAUGAUGUCACCACGACCUACCACGUGCCGCUUCUCCUGGAGAAUGAGGGUCUGAUUUCACUGUUGAGAGAAAUUCUGAAAAUCGAUCGCAUGACGAUCCCGCAAUCGCUUGUGGAUAAGGGGCAGCGGACAUGGCGCCAGUGGAAGGCCCUGACCACUUCUCAAGAGCGGCUGUUCGACUCUGUCACCAUUGCACUUGUUGGAAAGUAUGUCAAUCUUCACGACUCUUAUCUAUCUGUCGUCAAGUCUCUGGAGCACUGUGCUAUGGCUUGCCAGAGGAAACUCAACCUUAUCUGGGUCGAUGCGUCUCAUCUCGAGAAAGCCACUUCCGUCUCGAAUCCUGAGAUAUAUCACAAAGCCUGGCACGAAGUCUGCACGGCUGACGGUAUUCUGGUUCCCGGCGGGUUCGGGCACCGUGGUACCGAAGGUAUGAUCGCGGCCGCCAACUGGGCUCGUACAAAGCCCAAGCCCUAUCUGGGUAUCUGCCUUGGAAUGCAAGUCGCAGUGAUUGAGUUUGCUCGUAAUGUUUGCGGCAUCAGCGGAGCCGGUUCGAUCGAGCUGGACUCGCAGACCCCAGACCCGGUUAUCGUCUUCAUGCCUGAAAUUGACAGGGUCAAUCUUGGAGGCACUAUGCGCUUAGGGCUCAGACCCACACUAUUCCAGGAGGGCUCGGAAUGGUCGAAACUUCGCGCCUUGUACCCCAAUCGCACCUCCAUUGACGAACGCCAUCGCCACCGCUACGAGGUGAACCCCGACUACGUUGACCGAUUGCAGGAUGCUGGCUUGAACUUCGUCGGCAAAGACGACAGGGGUGAGCGGAUGGAGAUAAUCGAACUCAAGGAUCACCCCUGGUAUGUGGGUGUGCAGUUCCAUCCCGAGUACCUGUCGCGUGUUCUUGCGCCUAGCAAGCCGUAUCUUGGAUUUGUGGCUGCCGCUUCUGGUUGUCUGGAUGAAAUUACGCAACGGACGAAGAUGACGGAAAGUGAUUUGGCAAAUGGCGUUGCUGAGAUUACGAUCUAAGGCUACCAACUAUAAUAUCUAAAUUAAUAUGGUGGUUUUCACUGGAUCAACGAAGGGAAGUUGAAACACUCCUUCUAUCCCAGUGAUCUUGGUAUGCUACCGACGAAUUCCACCGGAAUUGCCGAAAAAAGCUUGACGGGGGUUCUUGACGGGAGGAUGCAUUGAUGUUCAGAUUUCAGACUAAAAUUUGGUUCGUCCUGUUGACGACUUGCGCGGCUUACAACUUUUCCGCUGGCGUUUUAUGGGAACAAGCAAAUGUCAUCAUGUUACGUGAUUCUUUGCAACGAUUUGGUUUCAUAGAGGGCUUCUCUGGAAAUGGGAUGAGAAAAAAAAAUCAACAGUCCUGAUGUUGUAAAUGAGAAGAUAGACAUAGUUAUAUUCUGGAGGCAUGAAUCUAUUGUACAAAAUGUAUGCCAUAGGUCAAAGUUUACUCCAGCUUGUCUUUUCUCGUCACUCUGAACUGACC
Messenger RNA from Monascus purpureus, 2325 nucleotides. The record is from the annotation of a GenBank genome assembly. NCBI's taxonomy places the organism in Eukaryota, Fungi, Ascomycota, Eurotiomycetes, Eurotiales, Aspergillaceae.